This is a messenger RNA of Colletotrichum phormii, 1815 nucleotides long. RefSeq names its product F-box domain-containing protein. The transcript has a single exon. The record is from RefSeq and is a predicted model, not a curated record. Bases 1 to 1815 code for a protein of 604 amino acids. Lineage: Eukaryota; Fungi; Ascomycota; Sordariomycetes; Glomerellales; Glomerellaceae. Gene Ontology annotation, molecular function: protein binding.
AUGCAAGGGAAGCGGCGCCAUGCGCCCGACAGCAGUGACGAGCGCCCCGGACCUGCAAAGCGCGCGCGCUUCACCGCAACCCACCCCGACGAUUCGAAAUCGAGGCCCCAAGGCAGGGCCGUCUUCGCCGCCGAUGACUUUUUGUCCUCUCUGUCGGACGAGCUCCUAAUCCGCAUUCUAUCAUUCCUGUCGACUUCUAAUCUUUUGGGCAUAUCACCCGUUUCGCGCCGAUUUUACCGCCUCUCUGCCGACUCCCAACUAUGGCGCACGCUUUACUACCACCGCUUCGUCCUGCCGCGCGCUCUGAAGAUACCCGGGUUUCGCGAUGGUUCUGCCCGAGACAGCAGUCGAAUUCAGUUCUCUACACGGCGCACCGUCUGGGCCGACGGUGGUUGGGGUCGGAGAGAUGCCCUGGGAGAUUCAGUUGACUGGAAGCGCCAGUACAAGCUGCGGCAUAAUUGGGCUAGUGGCAAUGCCUCGGUCCAGGAGGUGAAGGUGGGGGAAUCUCUAUACGACUCUGUGGGCACAGGGAAGACUCUGGUCAAAGUGAUUGAAGGCAUCGCGGUCACUGCCGACUGCGUUUCUGGCAUGCGAGCCUGGGAUCUCAAGACCAAGGAGCCUAUUGCCCAGAUUGACUUCAACGAUGGAAACGACGGAUCAUUUCCCACUUGCAUAGCGAUCGAUGCCCGGAACCUUGAGAAUAAGAGGCUUGACGUCUCAGUCGGGUUUCUGGAUGGGAGCUUCGGCGUUUGGGGGCUUGAUUUCGAAGAAGGUCGGUUUCAGAAAAGAUACAGGCACGAAAAGUCCAGUAACGGCCAACUGGUGGAGAUUGUCUAUCAUCACCCCUUUAUCCUCACGGCAACAGAAUCAGUUCUGGUAUCUCUGUACGAUUUUGAGCGAACCACCUCUGGCCAGAAGCCAGCGACUGCCAGCGGCAAACGAGAUACCAUCACUCUAGUAGAGAGGAAGACCGAGGCUGCUUCGGGAAGCGCAGCAUUUCCGGAGUCAGAAAGCCCUAUGACAGCGUUCCCAUUGCCAAAGGUUGGCAAAACCCGGGAAUCACCGCAAGGAGUCACUCUACUCCCUGCUCCUGUUCUUCUGACUUCGCUCAAGUCACACACGUCUCGAGCCCCAUUGGCUCUGUCUAUUCGCCAGGUGGCUUCACAUGUGAUCGCAUCGAUUGCAUACACAUUUUCUACACUUGAAGGAUGGUCCAUUGGUAUACAGGACCUCCAGAUACGGCGACAGGGCGCAGGCCAACCGUCGUCAGAGAUCGCCUCAACACGACUUGCUUUCACUAAGCCCGUGAAGGCUGCGUCCUCAAUUUCUUCGACUUCCUCAACUGCGAGCCCACAGCUUCAGUCUCAAACACAUAUGCCCGAAGGUCCGACGACGCUAUGCUACAGCCACCCGUAUCUUUUGGCCGCGAUGCCAGAUAACACUAUGAUUCUACACAUUUGUACAUCAAAUGCCACGAAGUUUGAUCUUUCUUCAGGCAUUCGCCUCUGGGGCCAUACGUCAGGCAUCAGCGAUGCGGAAAUCACGGCACGAGGCAAAGCCGUGAGCGUCAGCUCUCGAGGCGAGGAAAUUCGAGUCUGGGAACUCGAGGGACGCGUCAGUGGCAAAAGUAUCGAAAUUAGACCAAAAUCAACCUUGGGCUCUGCUUCCACAGAUAUCGCUUUGUCCUCGCCUGAUGCGACAACAGAACGCUGGGAUGACCGACGUAACUGGGUGGGCUUUGAUGACGAAAUGGUCAUCGUACUGAAGGAGGCCAAGGAUGGGAAGGAGAGUCUCCUUGUUUACGAUUUCUCAUGA